Messenger RNA from Microthlaspi erraticum, 570 nucleotides. NCBI's taxonomy places the organism in Eukaryota, Viridiplantae, Streptophyta, Magnoliopsida, Brassicales, Brassicaceae. The record is from the annotation of a GenBank genome assembly.
AUGUUAGUGUCUGAUGUCAAAUACUUGUCUUUUGCCGAUUUAAUGGCUCUGGCAAACGCGGCGGGGGCGGAGGAUGAGUCUUUGCCGGCGGCAAUCGAGGAAGAUCCAUAUGAAGUAGCUGCUGCGUCUCAGCUGAUGCUACAACAAAGUGGUAAAGCAACAACUGAAAGUCAUAAGUCGUCAACAAAAGCUGUUGCAGGAACUUCUAAUCCUGCACAUUUUGGGAAUAAAGAUUCGAGAGAUUGUCUUUACUCAGCGUGUGAACGAGAGUAUACGAAGAAACGCAGCCAAUGUAAAAGGAAAGCCAUGGAACGGAAAAAGAUUACUUGGGGCUCAAGUCUUGGCAAGAAUCGAGAAGCCGGUGACAUGGACUGUGGAAGUAACGUAGCACCAGUGAAUCUUGAUGAAGAAGCUGAGACCUUACCUAACAGAGCUCAUCCGGAUGGAUUUGGAGGCAGAGACAAAUUGUUUGCGAAGAAAUACGUCCGGAGAAGAAGAGGGGAACAAGAAGGAGCAACUGGGAACAAGAACUUCAAAUCUUGUAUCAAGAUCUGGUAUAGUUGUCUCUGA